UGAGGAGAACGAGUGCGGCGAUCAUGUCGACUGGGGUGGGAAAACACAAGAUGCUGUUACUGGGUCCGACUGAACCCUGGUCUGUCCGGGAGAAACUCUGUCUCGCCUCCUCUGUGAUGAGAAGCGGAGAUCAGAACUGGGUGUCUGUUAGUAGAGCCAUCAAACCCUUUUCAGAGCCUGGACGACCCCCAGACUGGUUUUCCCAGAAGCAUUGUGCCUCCCAGUAUUCUGAGCUGUUGGAAACCACAGAGGCCCCAAAACGUAAACGGGGUGAGAAAGGGGAGGUGGUUGAGACCAUUGAAGACGUUAUCGUCCGCAGACUGACAGCAGACAGAAUCGAGGAACUCAAGAGACUCAUCAAAGACACCCAGGAGAAAUACAGGAAACUGAAGAAAGAAGUGGAUUUGAUCCAGGUGGGUCACAUGGACUCUAAACUGGAGGAGUUUUGGGCAGAGAUUGAGCUAAAGAGGAAGCAGGAAGAGGAGGAGGCAGAGCAUAAGAAGAGGGCAACUGAGGCAGCCUAUCAGGUUCGUCAGGCUGCUAAAAACACACCAAAGAGAGUUCCCAGCAUAACAGUACGUUCUCCACCUGGCUCUGGCUCUGGCUCUCCUGGCAUGAAUGCCCAACAGCCCGACACACCACAGCCAAUGACAGAGGAGACCUGUGUGAGUCCCCUGGCUCAAGGAGUGACUGUCUUCAUGCCUAUAUCAGAGGUCUCAGGGCCUAAAGAGUCAGGGCUGGGUGGUCUUGUAGACGAAUCCCCGCAGAAGAAGCAUCUCGCCCCGAAAGCUACACCACCCCCCUCCCCGCUGCUGUCUGAACUGCUGAAGAAGGGCAGCCUCAUAGCGGCCAGCUCUAGAUUGGUGGUUGAAGGUGAUGUGGCUACAGGUUUGAGUAAUGGAUCUCAUGGAGUUGAGCUUCACACAGCUGCAGCUGCUCCACCUCCCAACCAAGAUAUUGCAGCUGAUGCUCCUACGUUAUCUCGUCUGUUGGAGAGCUCCACUCCAGCGCAGCAGCUUGUCAGUGCUGAUCCCCCUAAGUCCCCCAUAGUGGCCCCCCCAGCUCCGGACCACCUCUCUGUACCCAACACAGGUUCUGGAGCAGAGGCAGUGAUGGCUGGCUCAUCCACACCAGUGGAGGUGGAGGGGAAAGUUGCAGAGCUAGUAGAGGAGGACGCGGUAGUGUCAGUGUCAUACAUGGCUCAUGAACUAGACCUGGAGACAGUGGGAGAGAUCAUCGCCAUCAUAGAGGAGAAGGUGGACGACCCCGUUGAGGCUCUGGAUGCAGCAGCAGUGGAGGCUGCUCUCUCUCUCUGCGAGGAUCCAGCGGUCGGAGGACACCUCUCCAACCCCUGGGUGUCCCAGACUUUUAAGGCAGCCGAACCAGAGCCAAUCGUUCAGCAGAAUGCGGCCCUUGUGGCCCCACAGAGCUGCCCAGAUCCUGUGGGAGUGCAGGGAGAAAUGGAGGUUCCAGUAGAGGAGGCUGGAGAUACGGAAGCAGUAGACCGGGUGAAAGGGGACUCUGAAGUGAUCCCCGUUCCUGACAGAGAGCAGAGACAGGACACUGAGGUCAAGAUGCAGGAGGAGAGGGAAGGAGAUGGGGAGGAAGGAAUUGAGGAAACACAGGAGCAGAAUGGAACCAUGAGUCCAGCUGUGAAGUGUGAGGGAGAGGACUGGAUUCAGCCGGAGAUGGUGGCGCCCUGUCUGGACUCAGAGGACAGCUCGGCCUCAGCCAAAGACACAAAGGAGGUGAAGGAAGAGGAUGGAGGCAGUGAAGUGGAUGUGGAUGAAGGGAUGGAGAUGAAAGAGUGUGGAGACGGUGAUGGAGAGGGUCCAUAUCUCUCAGAGGUGGAUCCUCCUGCCAGUGAGAGUGAGGAUGGAUAUGGCAGUCACUCUCAGCAGUACACUACAGCAGACUCCAUAGCCAGCAGCCCGGCCUCAUCACAGUUCUCCAUGUGUAGUGAGGAUCAAGAGGCCCUCCAGGCUCAGAAAAUAUGGAAGAAAGCUAUCAUGCUGGUGUGGCGGGCAGCGGCCAAUCACAGAUAUGCAAGUGUAUUUCAACAGCCAGUGUCUGAUGACAUCGCUCCUGGUUAUCACAGUAUUGUACACAGACCGAUGGACUUAUCGGCUAUUAAGAAGAACAUCGAGUCUGGCCAGAUCCGUACGACGGCCGAGUUCCAGCGUGACAUCAUGCUUAUGUUCCAGAACGCAGUGAUGUAUAACAGCUCGGACCAUGAUGUGUUUCAUAUGGCCUUGGAGAUGCAGAGAGAUGUUCUGGAGCAGAUCCAGCAGUUCUUAGCCACACAGCUAAUCAUGCAGACAUCAGAGUCGGGCAUCAGCACCAAGAGUCUGCGAGGGAGAGAAGCCAGCCGCAAGCAAGACUCCAAUGAGAAGACCCUGAGUCCUGCACACAAAGACCCUCAUUUAGAGCCAGAACCAUCAGCCAGAAGGAAAAGGAACAACUCCAAACAAGAGACUAAUGAAAAGGACAGCCUCUCCAUGGCCUCCCCUGCUUUCCUUCUCUCUCUUUUUGACGGAGGCACCAGAGGGCGCCGCAGUGCAAUAGAGGCAGAUAUGAAGAUGAAAAAGUGAACCAAGACAUUUCACUGCUGCUGUCACAGGAGUUAAAGUAGGCUAUAUUUAGCUGUUUCUUUAAGAAGUUCUGGUUAAGUUUUGUUUGGUUUAAUUCAGCAGUUCUUAAAGGUGCAGUGUCAUUCUCAGAAUAUGGACAAAAGGACACUGGACACAAACAGGACAUUUUUCUUUUUAACUGGAGAUGUUUAAAGGGCUUGAUCUUCCAAAAUGUUCAUGUGGAAAACAUCUUUCCAGAACACUCUAGUUAAUGAAUAGCCCUGAAAAAAAUUGUCAUGUGUCCUCUGACUCACAGGACCGGUCAAACUGACCAGCACUUGUGCAUUUGACUUUAGAGGAGUUGGUUAAAUAUCAAAAAUGAUUUAUUACAUACGUUUGACAACUGGCCUCUUAAGGUUAAUGUGGAAUGUACCACCAUCAUAACCACUGGCUGGUUAGAAAUGAGAAUGUAACUUUCUUGCGACAAGAAUGAAACUAUACAACCCCAUUAUUCAAGACAAAGAUUUUUAUCGCCUUAUUGCAACACUUUGUCAUGUGGUGUUAGCUGAUGAGGACUGAUGAAAAGAAAGAAGAGUGGUUAUAAACUAAAAAAGCUUUUUUUUUUUUUCUAUAGAGAUUAAGUUAAAAUUGACUCUUGAAACUUUUUUUUUUUUUUUUUUUGCAUAAGCAGAACAGACACUGAACUUUGGAUGACAGUUUAAAGGCCACUGUACUAGAUUCAUUUUGUUGGGUUUUGUCUUUCAGUCAGCUUUAAGAUUAAAGUGAACUUAAUUUGAAUUCUGUGUAUUUAGAACAUUUCUGUACAGUUUUGUACAGGGUUUUCUGUGUACAGUGUUUGAGUGUUGUGAA
Xyrauchen texanus (razorback sucker) is the source of this 3440-nucleotide messenger RNA. Its product is annotated as bromodomain-containing protein 8-like. The record is from RefSeq and is a predicted model, not a curated record. Gene Ontology annotation, cellular component: NuA4 histone acetyltransferase complex. Lineage: Eukaryota; Metazoa; Chordata; Actinopteri; Cypriniformes; Catostomidae. The transcript is spliced from 20 exons. Gene Ontology annotation, molecular function: protein binding. Bases 24 to 2591 code for a protein of 855 amino acids.